UUGUCGACGACAGCGCCGCGCAAGACGCGCACAGUGUUUUCACACGUUUUCGUGGGUUGUUAGAGCGAUUUUUUAGAAAUAUAUCGAAUAAAUAAAAUUCGCCAAGAUGAAUAUGUCAGUGGAGAAGAAGAAAUACCCGUCUGCACUGCCAACAAACUGGUCGACAAGGGAAGAAGUACCGAGGAAGAGUCAGAACCAAUUGACGUCUACCGGGAAAGUUGACGUUAAUUACUACAGUCGAGGCGUGAAAAACGGAGCGUCACUCGUACCACCAAUUAGACAAACGGCUUCUAUCUUCAAACAACCAGUGACGGUGUAUAAGACACAAGAAGGAAGGGUAAAAGACAUCAAACAUGGGAAUCAAGAGAAGCCUAAGCAGGAAGGAGCCGAUAAAACUGACGGGAAACACAACUCCCAAGAUAAACCUAAACAGCUAUUCUGGGAGAAGAGAUUAGAAGGACUCAGAGCCUGCGACCCGGAUGGUUACGAGUUCGAUGCAAUGGACCUGCCAAAAACAUUGAAGCCCGUUGGUCCUUACAUCACGGAAGAAACUUUGCUGCAGAGCGUAGCCACCGCUUUGCACGUAUCCUCUCAACCGGUGACCGGCCAAACGGGCUCUAAAACGGCCCUGGAAAAGAACCCUGGCGUUUUCCUGAACCCCGAUCAACCUCUAGUCCAGGCUGUCACGAUAACGGACGAAGACAUCAAACGCCAGGAGGACCGAGUGGCGUUAGCGAGGAAAAAACUUCAAGAUGCGUUACGAGCCAUGUCCGCCUGAGUCGGGCAUUACUUUAGUCAUAAUUCACCAAUUUCCCUUUAUUCCCCUCCUAGUUUUAAGCGCGACGUAAAUUAUGACCCCUCGAUUUUGUAAUAAACGUUUU
Orussus abietinus is the source of this 881-nucleotide messenger RNA. RefSeq names its product methyl-CpG-binding domain protein 2 (gene MBD-like). Bases 107 to 778 code for a protein of 223 amino acids. The transcript is spliced from 5 exons. NCBI's taxonomy places the organism in Eukaryota, Metazoa, Arthropoda, Insecta, Hymenoptera, Orussidae. The record is from RefSeq and is a predicted model, not a curated record.